Molecule: messenger RNA, 2570 nt
Organism: Phalaenopsis equestris
Lineage: Eukaryota; Viridiplantae; Streptophyta; Magnoliopsida; Asparagales; Orchidaceae
Product: HIPL1 protein-like
Exons: 8
Coding region: 181-2283 (700 amino acids)
Source: RefSeq, a predicted model, not a curated record
CCCCUUUGUUUGUAUCAUUCUCCAUUUGUCAACCACCAUUUUUCACACACUGAAAGUCCUCUUCGACAGCAAAUCCACCCAACAUUAAAAAACCAGUUGCAAGUUGCAACUCUCUCUCUCUCUCUCUCUCUCUCUUACACAGCUCCUUUUAAUAAUCUUUCUGAUGACAUACCAUAAAGAAUGAGUACUGUGCUAAUGGAGUCUCUUCUGACAUUGUAUCUCCUCUACUCCCUUCUUCUUCUUCUGCCGCUUCUGCCCAGCUCUUCGUCGUUCCCUCUAUGCACAAAUUCUUGGGCACCUAAAACCCUAAAGACGCCAUUGACCUUCUGCUCUUAUACGGGAAGCAGCUGCUGCAAUGCAACCGACGACGCCGCGUUGCAGAAGCAGUUCAGUUCCAUGAAUAUCUCUGAUUCUACUUGUGGAUCUAUUGUCAAAUCUAUACUCUGCACGAAAUGUAAUCCAUAUUCAGCAGAUCUCUUCACCACUGAACCAAACAUUCAAAUGGUUCCUGUUCUGUGCAACUCAACCUCUUCCAUCACCUCUUCCCAGUCCAGCAAAGUAGCUUCCGGAGAUUUCUGCACGCAGGUCUGGGAUUCUUGCAAAGACGUAUCCAUACGGAACUCUCCGUUUGCCGCCUCAUUACAGGGCAGAGCUGGAACUUCAGUUUCAUCUUCCAGACUCUCAGAUCUCUGGCAAUCUGAAACCGACUUCUGCAAAGCUUUUGGAGGCUCCGCCGGCAGUGAAUCGGUUUGUUUCGACGGGCAAUCCGCUUCGUUUAAUAGCACGGCGGAUUCCGCUGCUCCCAAAGGCAUCUGUCUCGAGAAGCUUGGGAAUGGAUCGUAUCUUAGUAUGGUGCCUCACCCCGACGGCUCAAAUCGAGUCUUCUUGUCGGAUCAAGCGGGUAAGAUCUGGCUGGCGAAAGUUCCUGCUGCAGGAUCUGGUGGAACCCUGGAUUUCAAUGAGUCCAGUACUUUCCUUGAUAUUACUGAUAUGGUUCAUUAUGAUACUGCAUUUGGAGUGAUGGGUCUGGCUUUUCAUCCAAACUUCAAGAACAAUGGACGCUUCUUCGUUUCGUAUAACUGUGAUAAGACGCAGACGGCGAGCUGUUCGGGAAGGUGUUCCUGCAACUCCGACGUGGAUUGCGAUCCUUCGAAGCUUGGUUUGAGCGAUGGCGCUCAACCUUGCAGAUAUCAAAGUGUUAUUUCAGAGUUCACUGUCAAUGGAUCCUCAGUAACACCUUCAGAGGCAUCAUUUGCUGCCCCUUCUGAAGUAAGAAGGAUUUUCACCAUGGGGCUUCCAUAUUCAGAACACCAUGGAGGGCAAAUUCUCUUUGGACCGGAAGAUGGGUAUUUAUACUUUAUGAUGGGGGAUGGUGGGAACGACGGCGAUCCGUUCAAUUUUGCGCAGAAUAAAAAAUCUCUGCUGGGUAAAAUUAUGCGGCUCGAUGUCAAUAACAUACCAAGUUCAAGUGAGAUAAUUGAUCUUGGGCUAUGGGGAAACUAUUCAAUUCCAGAAGACAACCCUUAUGCUGAAGAUAGUGAGUUGCAGGCUGAGAUUUGGGCUGUAGGUCUGAGAAAUCCAUGGCGGUGCAGCUUUGAUGCAUCGCGGCCUUCUUACUUCUACUGCGGAGAUGUCGGGCAGGAAGCAUAUGAGGAAGUUGAUUUGAUCUCAAAGGGAGGGAACUAUGGAUGGCGUGUUUAUGAGGGUCCUUACCUCUACAAAUCAAAGUGGACUCCAGGUGGAAAUACCUCCCUAAGCUCUAUAAAUCCAAUCUCUCCUGUGAUGGGAUAUAAUCACUCCUCUGUGAAUACAAAUGUUGGAUCUGCUUCCAUUUCUGGUGGCUAUGUCUAUAGAGCAAAAGCUGAUCCAUGCUUGUAUGGAAGGUACUUGUAUGCUGAUCUCUAUGGUUUAGAAAUGUGGGCAGGCAUGGAGAACCCAAAGAACAGUGGAAACUACAACAGCUCGGCAUUGCCGUUCGACUGUGCGAAAAACACUCCCAUCGCCUGUGAUCCCGUCGAAGGCAGCCGCCUCCCAUCUCUGGGCAUCGUCUACUCCUUCGCGGAGGACAACGAAAGGGAUGUCUAUCUUCUUGCAAGCAAGGGAGUCUACAGAAUAGUCAGGCCAAGCCUCUGCAACUAUAGUUGCCCACAAGAGAAAUAUAUAGAUAAUGGAGCUCCACCCCCUGGCUCUCCUUCCUCCUCUUCCACAUGUCUUUCCGGAAACCUUCUAAUGAAGCUGAUUCUUCUUCUUGUGUGUUUAAUCUUUUUGUUAAGUUGUUAUUAGAAUUUGAAGUGUGUGGUGUCUUUCUCCAUCUGUGUAGCGUAGAAGGAAAUAUUACGUGCAGAUAACGUACAUCACAAUAUCACCGAACCUGCACCUAUUAUGUCUGCGCGUAAUAUUUCUUCGUAGGAUAGAAAGUUUACUCGUAUUGAACCAGGCGUAGAUUUUGAUGUUUGUAUGUAUGUAUGAGUGAAACUUAUCUUUUAAGUUUUUGGAUUUCCUGUAAAUCCUGUCUGGUCUAUCUAACUUUUGCUAAGUGAUGAGAGAGCAAGAUGUUUACCAGUUUAAUA